This is a messenger RNA of Guyanagaster necrorhizus, 579 nucleotides long. RefSeq lists its product as uncharacterized. The record is from RefSeq and is a predicted model, not a curated record. NCBI's taxonomy places the organism in Eukaryota, Fungi, Basidiomycota, Agaricomycetes, Agaricales, Physalacriaceae. The coding region runs from base 1 to 579 and encodes 192 amino acids. The transcript is spliced from 4 exons.
AUGUCUGGGAAUAAAUCUACACGAGCGCUGGUCAAUAAAUAUCUGAUGGAAACUCCAAUUCGAUAUAGACUGUUGGGAUGGAUGUUGCAAUCAACGCCCCCGGUGAAGACUACCAACUGCCGUUAUGGUAGCUGCAUUGAGGCGCUAUGCCGACAUCGGACUCUAACUGUGCAACUUUAUCGUCCAUCGCAUAUGAUCCCUGAUAUCUGGUGUUCAAAAGUAUUGAGGAAUGACUCAACUGUAACGGUGACGGCGGUGUUGGAAAGUGAUUUUUCGUCUAUAUCUAUAUCCUUGGAGCUCCUCCGACAUAACAUCGCCAAGAGCUUGAAGAAGUUGAGCAUAGCCGUGACACUACACAAUGAUUGGGGCCUCACUCUUUUCGAGGCGUUCGAAUGGAACCAAAUUGAGAUAACAAGCUUGGGCGCUGUUUACAUCAUGAAGACCCAGAGCGUGACUGGCCAAGCUGUCCCGGAGGCCCUAAUGGCCUACAACGCACUGGCAGGCCGGCACAAUGUCCUUUCUACCUAUGGUACCGUAGACAACGGAGCGUUGGCCUAUGGGCUGUCAUGGAUCCGAUAA